Messenger RNA from Paraglomus brasilianum, 540 nucleotides. Lineage: Eukaryota; Fungi; Glomeromycota; Glomeromycetes; Paraglomerales; Paraglomeraceae. The record is from the annotation of a GenBank genome assembly.
AUGUCCAAAACUCCGAAAACUACUACCAAUGACUCGAACACACAACCAACAGUCUCGAUGGAACCACCGCCCUAUAGCCCUCUCGUAGAUGUCAGGUCGUUUACAUUCACAGAAGAAGAAGCUGAUAAUACAAUCUCUGUAUUAACCAAACAAGCACAUGGUACAAAAUAUUCCAUUGUUCCUCCUGCUGUAGAUAAACCGUAUUAUUCGAUAGUCCAUCGGGAAUCAGGAAAAUUUUGCUGGGAGCUCAAGAAACGCGCUGACUCUCCCAAAGAGCGGCCAACUCCAGCAUGGGACAUAACAAAUCGACAGUCAGCACCAUCGCCGAUGACAUAUGAAGAGAAUCUCUGCGGAUACGUCACAUCAUACAACGGAAAAGUCUUUCUGUGGAAGAUGACAAAAGGUGGUGGACUCUAUUGCGUAGAAGGAUUAAACAGUGCUGGGACAAGAGUGGCAGAGUAUGAUACGGUGUUCGACAGCAUAAAUAUCGAUAUUUCUCGUCGAGAAUCGGCAGACGGUCCUUAUGCUGAUGAGACUUAG